Messenger RNA from Necator americanus (New World hookworm), 939 nucleotides. RefSeq lists its product as uncharacterized. The record is from RefSeq and is a predicted model, not a curated record. The coding region runs from base 1 to 939 and encodes 312 amino acids. The transcript is spliced from 11 exons. NCBI's taxonomy places the organism in Eukaryota, Metazoa, Nematoda, Chromadorea, Rhabditida, Ancylostomatidae.
AUGGCGGUAUUGGGAUUUCGCACCCGACUUCCGCCAAAGACAGGAUCGAAGGAUUGGAGAUUUGAGAUCGAGAAUUUAAAGAUAUUGAAGUUCGUGGCGUAUGAAAUACUCUCGAUGAAAUUACUUCGGUUGUUUAACAUCUUCCCUUCAGAUUUGCCUACAACUAGAAACUUUGAUAAUUUCUGCUAUUCUUUGCCAGAAUUGAAUGAUGAUCAAGAGUUCUGCCAUAAAAUGCAGGAUGUAUUCGACGCUGGCCUUCUCUACACUAUUAUCUCAGCGUUAGCGACGUUAUCGUUUGCAUGCUCCUCAUUAAUUUGCGCUCAAAAGAAAGUGAAUAGGAAACGUGUGGCCGGAGGAAUGAGAGCACCAGAUGGAGCGAGGCAUGAUGUGUCGAAGAUUUCCACAUUAAGAGGUUAUGAUGAUUUGGAAACAGCACUUACUCCACCACAUGGUCCAGCUCCAAAUGGUGACGGAAAUGGUCAAGACAACAACAACAACAACAACAACAACAACGAGAAGGAGUAUAGAGGCGAUCAGAAGGUCACGAAAACGAAGAUGAAAUCUAAAGACGAGAUGCCAGCAUCUAAGCCUUCCUCAAGGAAAACGGCGGCAGAAAAGAAGGAAACUGGAGCACAACGUAAAGAUAAAGUGGCGAUGGACAGACGAACUGUGCCCGAAAAGAACGAGAGAUUUUACUUCAAAACUGCUGAACCAGCUGAAUUUGACGACGCUAAUAAGUCACUUGCGCUUGCACCGGAACAGAGCAGCGGGGCAACUGAUAAAUCAAAAUUUAAAACCUUAGAAGUGCAGAAGACGAUCGGUGUGGAAGCUGAAAAUGUUGACUCGGAAAGAAUCGACGAUCGUCUCAGAAGCACGCAAAAUGGUGUAGACAAACUCACUGAAGCAUUUAGAAGAAAAAGAGAAGAAGUCCGCGUUUAA